CGUACGUAUAUUGGCUAAAACUCGGUCGGCGACGAGUUGGCGGGGAUCACGUGGGAGCCACGACCUACGGCUACGGGGAUUUCUUCGAACGGCAGAAGACAACGGCGCUGACGCCGGCUGAGCGAUUCGCAUGCUUUUCUAGUCCUAAUUAUACUUCUCGUAUCUCUUGAACAACUGCAGACAGCCGGACUCCUUGUCAUAUGGUCGUGCCACCGCGACGUUCUUCUCGAUCGGACUUCUUACUGAACUCCGAUAUCUGAUUGUCUGGGUCGGAGAAGAUGGAGGGCGCCGGGAGCUGGGACGUACUCGAAUGGACUAAAGUCGAGCCUGUUUCGAGGUCCGUACCUCCUGGUGUGAAAGGUUUUUUAUUGGAGGCGGAGGAAAUUAUAGCGGAGGGCUACGGUGUUGUUCUCGUGAAUACUGAUGAGGCAGGCACCUUGUUUGUUACCAAUUUUCGCCUUAUUUUUUUGAGUGAGGGCACUAGGAAAAUAAUUGCACUUGGCACAAUACCAUUGGCAACAAUUGAGAAGUUCAGCAAGCUUGUCCUGAAGCUUCCCUCUGCCCCUCAUCAAUCUGAUAAAACUCCAUCACGUCGACUUCUCCAGGUUGUUGGUAAAGACAUGAGAAUAAUUGUCUUUGGAUUUCGCCCACGAACAAAACAGAGGCAUGCUAUUUUUGAUGCAUUAUGGAGAUGUACAAGGCCCGCACGACUAGGGGAUCUUUAUACCUUCAUACACGGACCUUCUAAGUCAACCAAUACCAAUCCAAAGGCACGGUUAUUGGAUGAGUAUUGUCGGCUCCUUGGAAAAAGCUCCUACCAUGUAUCAAGUAGUAUAGUGGAAGAUGGGUCGUCGUCUUUGUCCAAUGAGUGGUGGAGAAUAAGUUGGGUGAAUUCCAAUUAUACAAUGUGUCCAACAUAUCCAUUCUCCUUCAUUGUCCCUAAAAGUGUAAGUGAUGAAGAAGUGCUACAGGCUUCUACUUUUCGUGCAAGGUGUCGGUUACCUGUGAUUUCGUGGUGUCAUCCAGGAACUGGUGCUGUUAUUGCACGUUCAUCCCAACCUUUAGUUGGUCUCAUGAUGAAUAUGAGGAGCAAUGCUGAUGAAAAGCUUGUUGCUGCACUUUGCACUCAAACUGCAAGUAUGAGGGGACCACGAAGGAAACUCUAUAUUGCUGAUGCAAGACCAAGAAAAAAUGCUUUAGCGAAUGGGGCAAUGGGAGGUGGUUCUGAGUCACCUUCUAAUUAUUUCCAAUCUGAGAUAGUUUUCUUUGGAAUAGACAAUAUCCAUGCCAUGAGGGAUAGUCUUGCUCGACUCAGGGACUACUUAGAUACUCACGGUGCCACUUCUUCAGAUGGAGUGUCGUCAUUUUUGAGAAAUGGUGGAUGGACCUGGGGUGGGGGACAUCUUAGCAGUAUGUCAGCUUCAGUUUCCACCCUGGGAGAUAGUGGAUGGCUAAUACAUAUUCAAAGUGUUCUAGCUGGUUCUGCUUGGAUUGCAGCACGUGUUGCUUUGGAGUCAUCCUCAGUUCUUGUGCAUUGCAGUGAUGGGUGGGAUAGAACAACACAGUUGGUCUCACUUGCUAGUUUGCUGCUUGAUUCUUAUUAUCGGACGUUUAAGGGAUUUCAGGCACUAGUUGAAAAGGAUUGGCUUGCAUUUGGCCAUCCAUUUUCAGAUCGCAUGGGAAUGCCAACAAUAUCUGGAAACAGUAACAUGCCUCCAGAGCUCUUUCGACAAUCUUCAGGUGGGAAUAUUCCAACAUCACCCAUGCGCUCCUCAUCAGGAUCAUCACCAGCUGGUAGUUCAUCGCCUGCACAAACAUCAAGCAACUAUUCUCCCAUAUUUUUGCAGUGGGUUGAUUGUGUUUCACAGUUACUUCGGAUGUAUCCUUUUGCUUUUGAGUUCUCCUCGGCAUUCUUGGUUGAUUUCUUGGACUGCAUACUUUCAUGUCGUUUUGGAAACUUCUUAUGCAACAGUGAAAAGGAAAGGCAGCAGGCUGGUGUUUCCAAUGCUUGUGGAUGCUUAUGGAUCUACCUGGAUGAGUUGUGUGCAUCUGAGGGAAAGUCUCAUGCACACUAUAACCCCUUCUAUGAUCCAUUGAAACAUGAGGGGCCAUUAUUACCUCCAGCAGCAGCACUGGCUCCAACCCUAUGGCCUCAAUUCCAUCUUCGGUGGGCCUGUCCCUCAGGGGCACAAGCUGGAGAGCUCGAAGCUCAAUGUAGGAUUUUGGCUAAAAAAUUUUCUGAAAUGCAAAAGGCGAAAGAAGUGGCAGAAAGGAAGGCUAAAGACAUCAUAACAAGCAUGGAAUCCUUAACUGCUGAACUACAAAAAGAAAAGCAGCUUAGCAGCACUACAAUGGAUUUGACUAAGAGGGCCUGCAGGGAGAAUGCAGCCAUAAAACGGGCAAUACAGUCACUAGGAUGCAAGGUUAACUUCUCAAGUAAUGGUGACUGUUCCUUGGAAAUAGGAAGCACUCUAGAAGAAAUACAGCAGAACGUUAUAUAUCCUCCAAAGGGAGACUCGUAUGGAAAUAGACAAGUGAAAGAGAAAUCAGAUCUUUCUGUAUCUGUCUCUCUUCUGUCAGAUGAUACUGUUUCUGACAACCCAAUCAGUUGGGUAUGUGAAACACUAUGUCCACUGCGCACUAGGGAAGGUGGUUGCAAGUGGCCAGAUGCUGGUUGUGCACAAUUUGGGAGCCAGUUUGUUGGGCUGAAAGCAAACUUUGAUGCAUUUGAUAGUCUUUCUAUUUAUGAUUGUUAUUUUGGAUCAGAAUAGGAUGUUCCACAAAAAAUUUCACUUCAUCUAUUUCACAGUUUAACCAAGUGGUUCUCAAGAUCUGGGAUUUAGGGACAAAUUCUUCAAAGAAUUUUUCAGUUUGGGAUUUUCUCAAGGAAUCAAAUGUAGUAUUGCGUUCAGCUGUAUCAUAUAUACUGCAUUUUGGUUACUGAUUUUAUUGGACAAAAGUAUGCUUACUCCCAUCCACAAUGAAGAGAAUGAGCAGGUAUUUGACGGUAUAAUAGAACUUUGGGGAAGGUAGUGUCACCUGAGAAAGGUCUCUGUUAUGUGUAGAUAGACGGUGGACUAAUUAUACACCACGCCACUCAGUAUUGGUACUAAUGCUGAAGGAUGAUACAAGAAUGGCUUAACUCUUUGUCCCAUGCUCAAGUACAUAUUCUGGUGGAUCCCGCUUCCUUUGUUUUCAUUCUUUAUAUUCAGCAGGGGCUUGUUGUGGCCCUCUUUUUAAUUAAUACAUGGCUGAAGAUUGUGUACAGAUUCUUAAUGUGUUAAUUAGGGGUCAAUGCUUGGUGAGAUGGUAAAAUCUUGGGCUGACAAGCAUGAGAACGUAGGUCUGAGUCCAAGAGUGGUCACUACAUGCUAAAAUGCCAGAGGUUAGGUCUGUAUCCAGUUCACCUCUCGGAAGACCCUGGAUAACUGUAACCAGCAUUCGGGAUGUCAUUUUUAUUUUAAAUGUACUAAUUGUUUGUAUAGAGAGCUAUAUGUAAACCUUUUGGGCUUUAUUGUUUUUAUUGUCACUGUUGCUGUCAUUUUGAGGCAACAGUAGGGGAGACAUAGUGGAAGUCGAUCUUGAUAAUCUUCUCAAGGACUAUAACAUUUAUGAUUAUACAUCUUA
This is a messenger RNA of Nelumbo nucifera (sacred lotus), 3627 nucleotides long. Its product is annotated as phosphatidylinositol-3-phosphatase myotubularin-1. The record is from RefSeq and is a predicted model, not a curated record. Gene Ontology annotation, biological process: phosphatidylinositol dephosphorylation. NCBI's taxonomy places the organism in Eukaryota, Viridiplantae, Streptophyta, Magnoliopsida, Proteales, Nelumbonaceae. Gene Ontology annotation, molecular function: phosphatidylinositol-3,5-bisphosphate phosphatase activity; phosphatidylinositol-3-phosphate phosphatase activity. Gene Ontology annotation, cellular component: cytoplasm.